Messenger RNA from Trichoderma breve, 1686 nucleotides. RefSeq names its product major facilitator superfamily domain-containing protein. Bases 1 to 1686 code for a protein of 561 amino acids. Gene Ontology annotation, biological process: transmembrane transport. The record is from RefSeq and is a predicted model, not a curated record. The transcript has 2 exons. Gene Ontology annotation, cellular component: membrane. Gene Ontology annotation, molecular function: transmembrane transporter activity. NCBI's taxonomy places the organism in Eukaryota, Fungi, Ascomycota, Sordariomycetes, Hypocreales, Hypocreaceae.
AUGUCGAAAACCCAGUCCACGGUCGUUUUGCCUGUGGAGGUAACUCACGAAGGCUUGAUGACCUCGCUUGACCCAGAAACACCACAGGCCCAGAACAUCACCGAUGCAGGCGAACUUUUGCCAGCACUUGGUUUGGAAUUGAGUAACAUGAGAAACAGACUGGUUGAAACACCCAUACCUGAUCAGACUUUGCCCGCCGGCCUUUCGGAAGAGCGAGGCAGCCCAACGAAUCCAGUGUCUCAAGGCGUUCCGCCAGAGCUCGCCAAUCUCCUCGCAGAGGUGAUCUUUGUGCUCGUCUGUACGGCUGGCCAAGUCAUCUCCGCCCUGACUAUGGGACAAGUCAACGUCACCCAGUUCGUGUUCCAAGAGGCAUUGGGUCUAGUCCCAGCCCAGAUUCCAUGGCUCCUAGGCUCUUCAGUAUUGGCAAGCGGUCUGUCAGUCAUAGUAUUUGGCCCGUUGGCUGACCUCGCUCCCCCCAAGCCACUCAUGGUAGGCGCUUUUCUGUGGGAAGCAGCCUGGAAUGCGGUGACGGCUGCGGCCGUUUCUCCAAACCUCAAGGUCCUCUUCUUUGUGGCCCGAGCCAUGCAGGGCCUGGCAGCCGGAGUGCUCGUUUCCGCUUCGAUGAGCAUUCUUGGACGAGUCUAUAAUCCAGGGAUCCGCAAGACGCGCGUGUUUUCCUUGAUGGCAGCAGGGGCGCCGUUUGGCUAUUGGAUUGGCUGUGUUCAAGGAGGCGCUCUCGCUGCUCAUCUUCCCUGGAUUUUUGGCAGCACGGCCAUGUUCCUUGCAUUGUGCGCUUUUGCUGCUUAUCUCACGAUACCCGAUCUGAGACCAGCUGCGGAUAGCUCUAGUACAGACGCGCCUUCGAUGAAGCAAUUUGAUUAUCUCGGCGCUCUGCUCGCAUCGUUGGGGUGUGGAUUGAUCCUCUUUGGGCUCACUCAAGGCUCAGCAGUUCAAUGGAGUCCAUAUACGUAUACUACCAUUAUUUUGGGCUUUCUUCUACUUGUUGCGUUUCACUUUGUCGAGCGCCGUGCCACUCGUCCUCUUAUUCCAACCGGGCUUUGGCGAAUUCCUGGGUUUGCGGCUGUCUUGCUUUCCUACAUUUUCGGAUUUGGCGGUUAUGCUGGUGCGUGGCAGUUCUAUGCCAUCCAGUUCUGGCUUCGCUACCAGGGAGUUUCUCCGCUUACUGCGUCGCUGUACAUUCUUCCAAAUGGCAUCGUUGGCGUUCUCGCAGCUUGGGUCGUUUCUAAGACGCUUCAUGUUGUCCCUGGUCACUGGAUUCUUAUUACCAGCAUGAUUUGUUUUGGUAUGGGGCCGGUAUUCUUUCUCCCUCAAACACCAAGCUCCUCGUACUGGGCCUUGUCAAUGCCGGGCGUAGCCUUAUCUACGUUCGGACCUGAUCUCAGUUUUGCAGCAGCAACCAUCUUUAUUACUUCGAGCGUACCGAGAUCAUACCAGGGCUCUGCUGGUAGUCUUUUGGUCACCGCACAAAACUUGACUCUGGCAAUCAUUACUUCUGUAGCUGGCUCUAUAGGGAUCAAAGUCGAUCAGCUUCCUGAUGGAGAGGUGGGACUUGAAGGGAUACGUGCCAUCUGGUGGUUUGGCCUUGCUUCCGCCUUAAUUGGAGCCUUGAUUACCAUCACCAUGGUCCGGAUUCCAAAAGCGGAAGAAAAAGAACAUGUACAUUGA